Molecule: messenger RNA, 1347 nt
Organism: Pyricularia pennisetigena
Lineage: Eukaryota; Fungi; Ascomycota; Sordariomycetes; Magnaporthales; Pyriculariaceae
Exons: 5
Coding region: 1-1347 (448 amino acids)
Molecular function (GO): O-methyltransferase activity
Source: RefSeq, a predicted model, not a curated record
AUGACAACUCAAGGUCAACCCACCCGUGUCACUCAGCUGGCCCAGACCAUCAGCGACUCUGUGGCAGCCUUGCAAGUCAGCUUGGCUGCAAAGGGUCUCCCCAAUCCAUCACUGGAUGAAGAUGCCCCUAUUGACUACUUCCCUCCCGAAUCCUUGGCGGCUCGCGAUGCCGCCAUCGACGCGGCUACCGAGCUCUUCAACAUUUUGAUGGAUCCAUUGGAUCUGCUCAAGCACCACAGCGGCACGAGCAGCUCUGUACCUCUCCAGUUCAUCGCCAGAUAUGGCAUCGCCAGCUUGGUUCCCGCUGGCGGGCAAAUAUCCUUCGCUGAUCUUGCCACAAAGUCAGGCCAGAGCGAGCAGCUUGUCACCCGCAUGGUCCGGUUCGCCAUGACAAUGCACAUCUUCAAGGAGCCCCGGCCCGGUUUCGUCGCUCACACGAGCACGUCCAAGUUGAUGGCGACUCCGGCUACGAGGGACUGGACGCUGCUCGGCACAGAAUAUUUCUGGCCUGCAGCUAUUAAAACAGUGGAAGCAUUGGAAAAAUGGCCUGGAUCCUCCGAGCCCAACGAGACGGGCUUCUCCCUUUUCAAGGGCACAGACCAGUCCAUCUACGACAUUGUCAGUAGUGACCCUACACUUGCGACUCAAUUUUCCACCUCCAUGGCCGUCUUUGCAAAACGCCCAGGCUUCGACCCCUCCCACGCCACUGUCGGUCACGACUGGGCCUCUCUCGCUGGGUCGGGCCCCAAUGGCCGCGCCCUGGUCGUCGACGUUGGCGGCGCCCGAGGUCACAUCGGAGUGGCGCUGGCUCAAAAGUUUCCAAACCUCGACGUCGUAGUGCAGGACUUGCCGCAGGUUGUGCAGGGCGCCGAGUCGGAGCUGCCUGUCGACCUGAGGGACAACGGGCGCGUCUCCUUCAUGGCUCACCACAUGUUCCACCCGCAGCCCGUCUCUGCCGACGCGUAUCUCUUCCGAUGGAUCUUCCACAACUGGUCCGACAAACAUUGCGUCGCCAUUCUUCGCGCUCACGUUCCCGUCAUGAAACCCGGUGCGCGUAUCAUCAUCAUGGAGAGGAUUAUGCCGGAUCCAAAUGACGACACUCCUCUUGCGCCACUUUCGCUGUGGAAAGAGAAGGAUAUAAGGGCGGAUGAUAUGCUCAUGAAAUCCGCAUUCAACUCACAAGAGCGAUCGCUGGCUGAGUGGAAGUACCUACUCACCGAGGCCGACCCGAGGUUCGUCUACCAGGGAGUUGAACAGCCAAAAGGGUCUACACUGGCACUUGUUACAGCAAAGUGGUGUUCGGCUUACUUAGGAGCCUCGAAAGAGGUAGGUGAAGAUGGCGAGUAA